AUGGGUUUAUCAAUAGUACUUGUGUCCCUUCUACUAGCAAAUUGGGUGAUUGCAAGUGAAGGCAGUGACAUUAGCUUUGAUCAAAACUAUAAAGUCACAUGGGGUUUUGAUCAUGUCUUGUCUCUAAAUCAAGGAAGAGAAAUUCAGCUCUCAAUGGAUAUUUCUUCGGGGGCUGGCUUCGCAUCCAAGCUAAGCUAUGGUUCUGGAUUCUUUAAUAUGAGUAUGAAGCUACCAGACAAGGAUUCGGCUGGAGUUGUUUCUACUUUCUAUCUAACUUCUCAUAGCAAUAAUCAUGAUGAGCUGGAUUUCGAGUUCAUGGGCAAUAGAGAAGGGAAGCCAUACACAUUACAAACAAAUGUGUUUGCAAAUGGUCAAGGAAAUAGAGAGGAAAGAAUGCUUCUUUGGUUUGAUCCCACAGCAAAUUUUCAUACUUAUGGGAUUCUUUGGAACCAACAUCAAAUUGUAUUUUAUGUGGACAAUAUUCCCAUUAGAGUAUUCAAGAACAAGAGGAACGUUGGAGUUGAGUACCCAUCACUACAACCAAUGCAAAUAGAAGGCAGCUUGUGGGAUGGAGAUAGCUGGGCAACCGAUGGAGGCCAAACAAAAACUAACUGGACUUAUGCACCAUUUCAAGCACAUUUUCAAGGAUUUGAGAUCGGUGGCUGCGCAGCACUUGACAACUCAAGCAUUCAACAGUGUUAUUCUCCCAACUAUUGGUGGAAUACGGAAAAGUACUGGAAACUGGAUCCCGGACAACAAAGUGAGUACGAGAAUGUGAGGAACAAGUACAUUAACUAUGAUUAUUGUUCUGAUAGGCACAGAUACCCGAUCCCUCCCCCAGAGUGCCUUGAUGAUCAAUGA
Molecule: messenger RNA, 861 nt
Organism: Corylus avellana
Lineage: Eukaryota; Viridiplantae; Streptophyta; Magnoliopsida; Fagales; Betulaceae
Product: xyloglucan endotransglucosylase/hydrolase protein 2-like
Biological process (GO): xyloglucan metabolic process; cell wall biogenesis
Cellular component (GO): cell wall; apoplast
Molecular function (GO): hydrolase activity, hydrolyzing O-glycosyl compounds; xyloglucan:xyloglucosyl transferase activity
Source: RefSeq, a predicted model, not a curated record